This is a messenger RNA of Chlamydomonas reinhardtii, 1380 nucleotides long. RefSeq lists its product as uncharacterized. Bases 133 to 873 code for a protein of 246 amino acids. The record is from RefSeq and is a predicted model, not a curated record. The transcript is spliced from 6 exons. NCBI's taxonomy places the organism in Eukaryota, Viridiplantae, Chlorophyta, Chlorophyceae, Chlamydomonadales, Chlamydomonadaceae.
UUAGUCGUGCUGCAACUGCGCCUAGCCAUAUAGCGGGCCCUCACAAGACCUUUCCUUGCCGCGACUGCGCGAGCCUUAUCUCACUAUCCCCGGACUUGGCCAGCCCGCAAAAAGCUCUUACAAUCAGCAACGAUGACCAGCCUUAUGGCCCGUCAACUCACAGGCUCCGCGACCUCGUGCUCCUACCGCAGCCCAGUUCCGGGCUUCGCGCGGUCGUCGCGGCGCCGGGCUGUGCAGGUCUUUGCCGUGAAUUAUGACCCGGAGAAGCUCUUCAGCACUCCGCCUCAGGAGGGCAUUAUUAACCGCCGCCUGACCCAGCGCAUGUUGGAAAAGAACAAGGAAUUCGCGGCUGAGAUCAUGCGGACCAAGGACGAAGUCCGCAAAGCGGUGCUCAUCCGUCGGGAGGCGCGUGUUCCUCCGUCGGACGUGAACGAGCUGAUUGAGUUCAUGUUAAACACGGACGCCGAGGACAUGGAGUUCGAGGUGGCCCGCUGCCGGCCCAAGUUCACGCCCGCCUUCUUCAAGCAGCUGGACUCGCUGGUGGGCGCCGAGCGCUUCAGCGCCAAGCCAGACCAGGAGCGUCUUGCGGAGCUGGAGACGCUGCGCACCUACCUGGAGGAGGCGUGUGAGGCGGUGGACAAGGCGGUUGCGGCCACGGCCACGGCGGCGGAGCGGCUCAAGAAGCUGCUCACCAGCAAGGACAAGAAGCAGUGCAUCCUGGACAUGGCCGCCGCCAACGAGAUUGACGUGGCGCUGGUGGACCUGCUGGCGGAGAACAUCGAGGCCGCCAAGAAGGCCGAGCAGGUGCAGGCGGCGGAGUUCAUGGAGAAGGUCAAGGUGGCCGUCAGCAAGUACGUGGUGACCGUGGUGUAAGAGGAGAGGAGGAUGGAGAGGGGAAGGAGAGGGAAGUGUGGACAGGGAGGUUUGCGGGUGGCUGGCUGGCUGGCUGGCUGGCUGGCUGGCUGGCUGGCUGGCUGGCUGGCUGGCUGGCUGAUAAGGCUUUGGAUUUUGGUUGCUUUUUGUGGGAGCGGUGUGGGGAUGGUGGGCUCCUCGGGCAUUGGGAGGGGGGGCGGGGGGCGAAUUGAGGGGGAUGCUUCUUGAUGCCUGGAUCUGAAAAGCUUACGGGUCAACGAUAAUGUUUCGGGUCACGCAAUAAAAUGCUUUUCGGGCGCAAGGCGGUCCUGUGGUCCCGGGGUUAGAACUGUGAUGUGGUGACGUGGUGAUGUGGGUCAGAGAGCGGGCGAUUCGACUAUAAACUGUGAAGGAUGUAAAUGGUGACAUUGCUACGUGCGGUGCGCUGGGCGCGGCGUCGGAAGAGUCAUUGAAAUUGUGGUGACAAGCUGCAUGAAGGCUGGUAGCCUGCUGUAAAUGCCCGAUCCU